Molecule: messenger RNA, 5129 nt
Organism: Macrobrachium nipponense
Lineage: Eukaryota; Metazoa; Arthropoda; Malacostraca; Decapoda; Palaemonidae
Product: TOX high mobility group box family member 2-like
Exons: 10
Coding region: 767-2629 (620 amino acids)
Biological process (GO): regulation of transcription by RNA polymerase II
Cellular component (GO): nucleus
Molecular function (GO): chromatin DNA binding
Source: RefSeq, a predicted model, not a curated record
CCACCCCAAGUCAUUGGCUCGGUAGCCGUGGAGCUGGAAGGAAGGGUCUGUCGCAACGCUCUUCCACACUCGACGCACGUGAUGUCCUCCUUCCACCUCCCCCCUUACACUCACACCUGGAAUUUAAUUGAUACCUGCCGUUAAGUAGGUGUCAAGUCAUAGCGACAGUGACCUGUGUUGGCCCCUUGCUCAGAGAAUUAACAUGCAGGUAACGAGGAGCCUCAUCGUCAUUUGAACUGACUAUAAUAUCCGAGAGAAAGAAAGAGGUGUAUACACAGCUGGCUGGGCGGAUUUUCCCAUCUCAAGGAUUUUAGUAUAAAACUAGUCGGCGAUCUCUGUCUCUCUCUCCCUCCCCCUCCCUCCCUUCUCGUCUCUCGUCGUGCUGUGGAAAGGAAAAGAAAGAGAGAAAUGUGUUAUUGGUGUCGGUGAUGUGGAUUAUAAGGUGGUGAUAUCAGUUGACGGUGUUGUGAAUGAAAUAGUUGUGCUCACACAAGAACUGAUCAGAUCAAAUGUGCUAAAACAGUCGAUUGUUGAAAAAGUGGUCGAAAGAGAUUGGUCUGGAAUUACCAGGCACGCACCAAUUGAUAAUAAUAUAACCAUUUUGUAAAACGGCAGUAUUGAUUAUUCAAAGCAGAGAGAGAAACUACACGACGAGACUUCCAACGAGCAAAAUAAGUUUUAGUUUCACAAUCUGAUCAAAAGAUAUAUCGGAGUUUCAGUUGGUAUUAAUAAUCGUAUAAAACGUUGUUAAGUAUAGCGAGUGACAAUGUCUGCGAUGUCGCAAAUUAUGGAUGCAACUUAUUGCAUUGGCGGAGACAUGGAUUUCGGACGCAUGUUCGACCAGUAUUUGCACAAGGGUGGCGAGACCUUCGACCUGUCUUUGAGCGUCCCAGAUUCUACACAUCCAGGAUACAUGGCUGAUCAGCCUGCCUACGGUAGUUAUGGUAGUGAGGAGAACUACUCCGACCUACAGGGACUCACCUCCACACUCAAUCAGCAAGAACCAGACACUACCUCUGCACCACAUUCCCAUCCUCACCAUCCACACUCCAUGUAUCAGCAUCAGAUGGGUGUGACCGGUGCCAUGGGCUCUCCAAAUCCACAGUUUCCUCCACAGAACCUGUAUAUUCCCCCCAUCUCCCAGAACAGCCACAUGGCGUCUGUUCAGACUACAGGCUAUAUGGUCCAUCCGGCGUGUGGGCCCCCGACUCCGACAUACACAAACGCCUCUCUGGCUAUGCACGGGGCGGGCCCUCCACAGCAGGGACACAUGAUGGCUGGUGUCGGGGGCAUGAUGGGAGGUUACUAUCCUCGCCCACCCAUGGCUAGAAAUGGGGGGUCACCCAAUUCCGGCGGUUCCCCUUCUCCAGGCAGCGAAGAUUCCGAUGACUCGACGCCUCUAGCACAGAUGGGCCGAGGCAAGAGGCCUUCGUCGGACAGCGUAGAAGGGCCCGCAAGGGGCAAGAAACCCAAAGUCUCCAAGAAGGGCAAGAAGAAAAGGGAUCCCAAUGAACCCCAAAAGCCGGUAUCAGCGUACGCUCUCUUCUUCCGUGACACCCAAGCUGCCAUCAAGGGUUCCAAUCCAAACGCCUCUUUUGGGGAAGUGUCGAAGAUCGUGGCCUCCAUGUGGGAUUCACUCGACGCUGACCACAAGAACGUUUACAAGAAGAAGACCGAGGCCGCAAAGAAGGAGUACCUGAAGGCUCUGGCGGCCUACCGCGCCAGCCUCGUCUCGAAGGGAGGGGAAAAUGAGAACGUGUAUGGAGCCCCAGGGUACGGCCAGUUUGCCCCAGGCUUUGGCUAUCCCCCUACCACUACUGCCCCAGGUCACCCCCAAGUACAGUCGCCCACCCAGAUGUCACCAUUGGCUAAGAAGUCUCCUCUCCUCUCAUCUCUCAUGGCUGACCCUCCCCCUCCUAUGAUGACCCCACCAAUGUCACAGCCCAUGCCACCUUCUGGCCCACCCAUGAUGCCCCAUGGUUCCAUGCCACCCAUGUCAGCAGCCAGUAUGGCUCCACAGCCUCAACAGGGUCCCCCUCAGGCCGCCCAUCAGCCGCCCACACCUCAGCCACACCUGACGCCCAUGACCAACGUACCUACCACCUCUCCUUACAUGAACCAGCAAGCACCUGGAUCCAUGACGAGUCCUGGAGGUGGUGGGUCUCCAAGCAGUGCCCAGCAACCACAGCAGCACCAGAACCCACAGCAACAGGCUGCUGCUGCCGCCACUCAGCAUCAACAGCAACAAGCAGGGCAACAGCAACAGCAGCAUCAGCAGAGUGGUCAGCAUGGGCAACAGCAGCAGCAGCAACAACAGCAAGGACAACAACAACAAGGACAACAGCAACAGCAACAACAGCAGCAACAGCAGCAAGGCCAACCAAGUGGUCAAGGAUCAGGUGGACAGCAACAGGGUAUGGGACAGCCUGGACAUGUAGGAUGUCCAACCUCCGGUCCAAGUUGCAUCAGGAAUGGAUGCACUAACCCUGCUGUGCAUAAUCCUGAAUGGGAAGAUGAGUACUGCUCCAAUGAAUGUGUCGUCUCACACUGCAGAGACGUUUUUACCACCUGGGUAGCUAGCAACCAUCACCAGCAGACACCUCCUUCCUACCCUGCACCUGUUAAAUAAGUUGAAGGUGACCAGGAAAACCCCAGGAGGACCAGCCAAGAAGCAUUAUAAACCAACUUAUGGGUCAACAUUAAGUCAAGUAAAUUAUAAGUGCUGAUUCCUGUUAGGUACCUGUUCAUGUCGUAUGUACUAAUUAUUACUUACUUAUGCAGUAAGAAACAUUCUUGUCAGAAAAGAGGAUUUAUGUAUAAAAGCUGGUUGCCAUGGUAACGAGGAACUUAAUCUAGCUGUACAUGGUACCUUUUCUUCUUCUUCCCCCAUUUCAUAUAGACAAACGUGGGUGCUUGUAUCAAAGUCAAGCUUUUCUAAGCGGUUUUGUCAUUGCUGGAGUUAAAACUAUUCAUCCUUAUCUUUUAAAUAUUUCUGGGUUUCGUAGAGUCCCAAAUAUAUUAUACCUAAUUCAACUGCAAUACAUUGGUCAUAGAUGCGACACGUUCCAAGUGGGUUGUGUUGUGAAAGUGAGCACUGCAUAAGUUAAAUUGAAAGAUGUUAUUCUUCUCUUUACUUCCCUUUUGGAUUACUUUUCUAGUAAAAUCAGAAGUUCAUUCUCCUAUUGCAAGUAUAGGAAAAGUGAAUCGCUGGUACACAUUACGAGUUAUUAACUUCUGAACCUUUUGAGUGCAUAUUGGCCAGAUGAAGGGGACCAAAAUGUUUAGUUUGUAACGUGUUUUCUUAUCUGGUCUGGUGUGAACAAAGUAGAGUCGAACAAGGUAAUGAACUGGAACUUGGAACUCUAUCCACUCUUACACAAGAUGAUUUAUUUUCCCCAUUCACAGUAUCUGUAUGCAUGUCUGGUACAGAGGAGGGUAUUAAAAGAAAACAGUACAAUUACUAAGCAUCAAAUAUGCAUAUACUCUGUGGUAUAAUGAACAAUUUCCUGAGUGUUGAGGCACGUAUACAAAACACAAAUACUAUUGUAUAUUCACAGUGGUAUGCUAACUGACAAUGCAUAUUGUGAAUCUGUAGACAAACACUUACCGUAUGAACACCUGUAAGCAUAUGCACCGAAGUCAUUAUCUCUAUGUCUUGCUUACUUUCACACAACCUUGGUUUUCACACAACCUUGGAAUCAUGUUCUGAACCUGUUUGUAAUUUUAUUAUGUCAAGCCAGCAGUAAAUCUUCGUCUUAGGGAGCUGGGUUUGUAAAUACUGUAUUUGUGUUUAUUUACCUUAAUUAAGGAGAGAGAAUUACAAUACUAUUAUUGUAGAUAGCUUGACUUAUUUACAAUAUAAUUUGUAAAUAUUUCAGCAUUAUGUACAAGUGAAUGCUGAGUUUUUUCUCCUCAAUGUGAAAGAAAUAAGAUAAAUUUAUUAUGUAUGUAUGUACAUGUAUCAUAGUAGAUUUGUCCAGAGGCUUAUUUGAUUAGGAUAAACUGAGAAAACAAAAAUGAUUAGACUUGGCCUGUUUGUGUCAAAACUGUAAGAAUUCCUUCCAAAGUGACACAGACAAUGGAGACAAAAUGCAUUGAGUAGCCAUCUGUUGGCCAUUCCCCUCUCAGCGUACUGAGUUGUGUAUGCAUAGCAAUAGGGUUUGGCACCCCCAUCCCCCAUCCCAGUUUUUUCAUCAGCUCUCCCAUUUAUUAUUAUCAUUAAUCGAGAGGUUAUUAUUAAAGGAAGUUUGUGUCAAUAGGACACUUUGCUCAAUCCUCAGUGUACAUAACUAAUUUCUUUGAGGACUGACUGCGGUAAAAUUACCUCUUGGAAAUCUUUACAAGAACCAUAAAGAGUAAUGGAGUAAUGAUUUUUUCUUUGUUUGUACCAAGAGGGAAUGUAAUUUGCUAAUUUUUAAAACAAUUUUCCUUAAUAUUUUCCAUUGGGUAAAGCUUGAUGCAAAGCAUUUAAUGUGUAUUCAUGUUUAUAUAUAAAUAGAAUGUGGAUUUUAAAUUGAUAUUGAUUUAAGAGUUAAUGAUCACUUGAGAAGGAUUGCCUUCACAUGAGGUUUUACCCUUGCUUGUAGUUCUUAGGAAAUCCUUUUGUCCUAGAAUAAAAUGACAUUGUCAGUGUUUGCCCUUCUUAUAUAGCUAUAAAUAUGUUUGAAUAAAUACCGUGCUUAUUAAAAACAGGCGAAAACCACCACAGGUAUAUGGCCGUAUUGUCAUUUCUUAAAUUUAAGUUUUUCUGAAAAAAAUUGUGAUGUUUUUAGUUUGGAAUUUUUGGAAUGAACAAAUUUCAGACAAGUUCUCAUGAACAAUAAGAAUUGUAACAAGUACUUGAAACAAUAAACUGAACAAUUUAUUCAAGAUAUACAAGUUAACACUCAGUGUAGUGUUAACAGUUAAGGUAUUGACUGCUCUGUCACGUGUGGUGUCAUACUUUCCAUUUCAAGAAAUACAGUAAAUGUUAGUUAAUGGUUCCUUAAAACUAUUUUCUAAUGACUGAAGUACUGUGGAAUGAACUUUCCACUGAGCAUAAUUAUGCGGAUGUUGUGGUAAUGUGUACAAUGCCUGUGUGUGCUCUUUCACUUCUGUAUUCACAAUAUAAUAAACACUAUACAUAUAUC